AUGUCUUUAGUAGCAGAUUAUGAUUCAGACUCUGGAUCUGAACGAGAAGAAGCUUCCAUUAGUGAACAAACACAAAAAACGCUAGAACCUAGUACAUCUGAGAAGAAAAAUACCUUGUGCUCUACACUUCCGCCGCCAAAGAACAGAGUAACAGCAACCAUCACCAGUGUUAAUACUACCUCGUCAAAAAACAAGAAAAGAGCUGAAGGACCAGUUAAAAUUUUUGUCGAUUUGCCAAAUCCUUCGGAAAAAGACAAUUUAGAUAGUGAUAGUGGUGACGAAGAAAGAGAGGCAAAAAGGUUAAAGUUUGGAACGAGUGGUAGAUCAGGCUUAUUUUCACUAUUGCCUGCUCCUACAAGACCUAUAUCUUCAAAGGUUGAUAAAAAUAAUAAUAAAAGCGAAGAAUCUAGUGUGAAAACAGUAAAAACUACAAGUUUUGUUCCGCAUACUUUGUCAAGGCAAAAAUCUGCUACUGCUGCAAAACCAACUAAAGAUAAAAACGAUGAAUCAUCACAAAAUGAUGAGGAGAUAUCAUUCUUUCCAUUAGGCCCAGAAAUUUCAAACAUUGUAGAAAAUAAAUACGAAUCGAUUUCAAGCACAAUCAUUUCAACGAAUCCGAUAAUAGGAGAAAAUGAUGAUAAUUAUAAUGUAUCAUCAACUUCGUCGAUACCAAUGAUGACUGGGGAAGAAUCACCCACUGAUCAUACUAGUAUACAGACUAUUAAUAAUAAUGAACAAUAUUAUUAUGGGGAUCAAUGGACGGAGGACAAUAGUUAUAUGUAUACUGCUUCUGCAUCUUAUGGAGCAGGAGUAAGUGGUGUUGAUGAUUCAUGGCAGCUACAACAGCAACAAGAAGAAUCAGAAAUUGCAUUAAAUGAAGAAAUAAUAGCAAAAUUAGGAGGACGAAGAAACAAAAAAGAACGUGAAGCAGGUGCAAUACAAAUAAAAGAGAUUGACGCGCGUGAUCAACUGGGUGACGAUGCAUGGCACUCACAGAUGGCGCAAUUAACGAAACCUGGGCAAGUGUCGAGUGGUGCUUACUCGCAUUUAAAACCAUCAAAAGGUCAAAAACGUAAGCACAAUCUCAUGUACUUGGUUCAUCAGGCAACAGUGAUGGAAAAUGAACUCAAAGAACAAUAUGCCAAUAAUCGAAAGACGAAAAGAGAAACUCAGGCUAAAUAUGGAUUUUGA
This is a messenger RNA of Ambispora gerdemannii, 1191 nucleotides long. The record is from the annotation of a GenBank genome assembly. NCBI's taxonomy places the organism in Eukaryota, Fungi, Glomeromycota, Glomeromycetes, Archaeosporales, Ambisporaceae.